Radiomyces spectabilis is the source of this 1795-nucleotide messenger RNA. RefSeq lists its product as uncharacterized. NCBI's taxonomy places the organism in Eukaryota, Fungi, Mucoromycota, Mucoromycetes, Mucorales, Radiomycetaceae. The record is from RefSeq and is a predicted model, not a curated record. The transcript has 9 exons. The coding region runs from base 126 to 1646 and encodes 506 amino acids.
AAAAAAAAAAAAAAAUGAACCCACCAAAGCACAAAAAAAAGGUCGUGUAACUCUGGCCACGUUCACUUUCGUUGUGACUCCCCCGUCGUGAAUUCGGUGUGUUCUCUUUCCCUUGUUUAGUGACCAUGACCAAAGAUAAAUCGUCCACACCAAAAUUCUGGAAGAAGCUGGGUCUGGGCAAAAACAAGACGUCGCACUCUGCCAAUGCGUUACCCACGAUUAGCUCAACGCCCAAUAUGCAUUCGCCUUCGGCGCAGGCCGCAGAUAGCGAGUCGAUCAAAAGCAAACGCUUCAGUACACUAUUUCACCCUCAGAAACGAGCCAGUACCCAGUCGUUGCGAAAACAACGGAGCGAUUCGAUUCGCCCGCCGUUGCCCGUGUCGAUGAGCACCCCGGAUAUCGAAAAUAUAGUAGCUCAAACGACGGGCAAAGAGAGUGAUAAUACGAUUCCGACAGAUAUACCAAAACACGUGAAGCAAUCUGACAAUGUGCCUGACAUUGAAUCAGCAGCACCACCGCGUAGCACCUCGAGUGCUACUGAAACUCCUUCAGGGCCACAGCCCAUGCCAUCCAAAGAUGACGCUCAUAACCGAAAUUUACAGAAUGCAUUAUCCAUGGAUCAGCUUCCUCGAUCUGUUACACAUACUUCCGUCUCUUCAUGCGCCGUCCCAGAUUCUUCAGCGCCUAACAAGUCACUGAAUCGAACUCAAAGUUCCGCUACCUCCAUCGAUACAACUCAUACCAAAGCUACCACUACCUCUUCAUACCAUGAACCCACCCCUGAAACGGAAAAAUAUAAUCCAACAGAAUUCGACCAUGACGACGACGACACCGUCGAACAAUUGAAAUCGGAACUAGAAAAACAACGAUACAUUGUCCGUGUAUUACAAGGACAAAAAGAAGCUGUGACCAAAGACCUCGACUAUUUCAGCCAAGUGAUUGACGAAAUAACAGAGGAAAAAGAAGCAUUAACAGAAAAGUAUAAUGAAGAAAAAUCGAAAAAUCAAACAAAGGAAGAGGAUCUGAAUAUUCUGCUUGAAAAGUUAAAAGCGAGCAAUAACAAUGCACGGGAGAAAGCAUUCGAGGCAGAGCGAUCGAAACUGGCAUUGGAGAAUGUACAAGCGGAAGCUCUUAAAGAAAUGACGAAUUUAAAAUCGCAACUGAAAGAGCGUGACUCACAGAUCUUAGAACUCAAGUCUGAAUUAGGUCGAGCACAAGAUCGCAUACAGAUGCUGCAACAAACAAUGGAAGCGUUACUGAGAUCCCAAUCACAGCGCGAACCGUUGGAAACGAAAGAGAAUGCGCCGGCUAUCUCUCCAGUGCAAACUAUUGCAGCGGAAGAAGAAACCCCUACCUUACAACCGCCGACCUCUGAACACGGUCCAAGAGAAGAUUUAUCAAAAUCGCAAAAGUCUUCAUCGAGAUCUCUGUCACAGCCAACACCAACUGUUUCUCAUCAGGAUGAUCUUGACGAACAGUUAAAGCUAUUAACCGAAGAAAAAGAAAAGUUACAAAACGUGUACAGCAAGAUUCCGUUAUCUGGUGGCGGCCCAAUGUCGCGCAGAAGAAAGGAAGAACUGGAAGAAAUGCUCGAUGAAGUAGACUGUCAACUGAGCAAAGUGAAGCAAAAGAUUCGAAGAUCCUAGACCUGUCUGCUCUGUCCCUCAGCACCAAUGAAUACUGUUUUUUACUAUCCUGUGUUUUUUUUUCUUUCUUUCUUUCUUUCCUUCUUUCUCCCAUCACUGCAUUUUCCAGACAAAGAAAACCCAUAUAUACACAUAUCAUAUGUUUUAUC